UCUCAGCGUGCCUCAGCUUGUCUCAGUUUCCAGGGAACCACCAUGCUGAAGCCGGGAGCUCUGGUCCUCCUGCUGGCAGUUGCUGCCAGCCAGGUUGAGUUGUACCGGUCUGUGACCGUCAUCGGCUCUGGAGAGGUGGACCUCAGCACCUGCCCCCUCUUCAUCUACGGACGUAAUUACUCAACGAUGCACAUCUCCUACAACAAUUCCAUAUUGUCCCUUUGCUCGGGCGGAGCCAAUCCCGAUUGCCUUUUGAUAACGGAUUCCCAGGGGGACCGAGUGUCUCUGGACAUUCGCCAGGACGUGGAAAACAUUGAAACAAACCCUGCAUCAGAAUUCAAGGACAUCGAAUCUAAUUUAACCUGCUGGGUUGAAGCUCAUCUACAGAAUGAGACAAAUGGAACUCAUCUUGACAUUUCAUUUUACAAAUUUGGACUUCAAGCAGGGGUGAAAUUCCAGUCCAAGAGUCUCUUUAAUCAGGAUUUUGUUAACCUUACAAUUGUUAUCAGUAACAUCACAAAUAUAAGAGGCGGAAAUAUGAAAAGGUCACUAUUGACGAAGGGUCAAUCUUUGGAUUUGAGUUCCUGCAGAGUUCCCGGGGAACCACCGGGUGCUGUGUUUUACAGGAAUACCGAGCACGAGAUGACAGACACCUGCUCCAAGCUCCUCUGCAAUUCUGAUGUCACCGUGUCUAACGUGAGCACGUGUAGCUCCGACGAGUAUUGCCUCCAUGGCAGCGGGUGCACUCCCCGGCCCGACGUGUGCUCCGUCACCGGCUCCCACGUCAUUGAUAGGGCAGGAUCUGGCUCCUCCAUCAAAAACCAGUGUGCGUACACCCUGUUGAACCACUCUGGAAGCUUCGACCUCCACGUCCUGGCAGUUUUCCGGGAGCGACGGCGACGAGAUGUCCUGUUUUUGGACCACCUGAUUGUGCAUCUGCCGGAGGAUAAUGUGACGAUGUACCUGGAACAAGGAGGGCGAGUUCAGGUGCAGGUUGACGGCCCAGCGCUGCAGCUCAACGCCACCGCUCAGGUGCUGCACGGCCUGGAGCUCUCCAAGGACCAGACCGGAGUGACGGCCCGGGUACAAGCGCUAAACAUCACCAUCUUCUUUGAUGGAAACACUGCACAUCUGGCCGGAAUUCCAGACGCUGUUGAGGGCUUGUGUCAUAACCCCAACCUGACUGCAGCAAAGUCCCAUCUUUACAGCUUCCCUGGAUGUGAGACGGUCUACGAAGACGACCCGCUGACGAUCAACUGCACCAUCGCUACAGAGCACUGCCGCCACCUGAAAGAGGCGCCUUUCACUUCCUGCCACGACUUUGUGAAUCCGGAUCCCUACAUAGACGCCUGCGUAGAAACGAUGUGCUCUUACCCAGAAGUGGACGGUCACGUCUGCAACUUCCUGGAGGCUUAUGGCAAGGCCUGCAGCCUGAGGAUGGCCCCUGUGGAGGACUGGAGGCCGAUGGACGACUGCCCCGCCCACCCUCAGCUCCCCUGUCUGGACCAGUACUGCAGCCACCACGAGUUCUGCGAGGACCAGGACGGGGAAGCCCUCUGCUUGUGUCGAGCAAUCUUCGCCGCCAACGUCAGCGCAGACACCUUAGGCAGUCAGACGGUCUGCACCGAAGGCUCUGCUAGCAUUUCUCUGGUGGGCUGCCUGCUGCAGGACAAAGACAUCGACUACGCCGAGCUGCACCUGAUGGACAAACGGUGCAGGGGUCGUAUGGACGACCAGACCCACAUAGUGACUUUUGAUUUUGAUCUUGAUGACCCCUGCGGAGCGGAGAUCUCGACGAACGGCAACCAACUCCUGUAUACGAACACCAUCAUGACGAAGAACAGUUCAGACAGCAUCAUCUUCCGCCACAAUCCCGUGGCCCUCAACUUCUCAUGCUCCUACGACCACCCGGAGGUGGAGACCGUGGGCUUCAGGAUCAAGGACAGCUCUGUCAUGCUGAACAUCACGUCUAGCGUCUGGAAUUACACCCUCUCGAUGAACACCUACACGGACUCCGGCCUCACGGAGCUCAUCAAGCCGGACUCUGAGAUCGAACUGAACCAGAAGGUCUGGGUGGGGGUGGAGACCGAGGGGCUGGAUAGCGACGCGCUUGCCAUCGUGAUCGACUCCUGCUGGGCAACCGGCGAGCGGGCGACCAACGCCAGCGUGAAAUACGACCUGAUCAGAAACGGGUGUCAGGACGACGACACGGUGGAGCUGGCCAACAACGGCGUGGGGACGUCCAACCACUUCUCUUUCAAGAUGUUCCAGUUCUCAGGCAACGACGAGGUCUUCCUGCACUGCGAAGUGAAGCUGUGCGUCCUGCAGGAAAGCUCGUGCGCCAAGACCUGCGCUAAAGGCCGGAGACGCAGAACUGCCAGACGCCGCUACGCAGACGCCGCCCGCAUCUCCAUGGCCUUGGCCAAGUUGUACUAUCCUUAAAUCAUCGCUCCAAACCAUGGCUGCAGACAUCUGAUCAUUUCUGAUGACUAAAUCGUGAGAUAAUUGAAAAAGAGAGACAUCAUCUUGGGAGGAAAGCCAUGGGAGCUGAAGAGGGAAGUUAAUCUGUACACCAACGGGGCAAGACUGUUUCCUUUGCACCGCUAUGAUAUGCUGAAGGGCACUGUUGAAAAAGGGAUUUCUGCUUUUAAUUAAUGGGUAUAAAAUCAAAACUUGUAUUUCAAAGGGUCAGCUUUAAAAGAUUAAAUGUUAGCAACAAGAACUUUCAGCUAUGCAGAGGAAGAACAAAAGUAAACGUGAAGAACUGAUGAAAGUUAUUCACUGUAUCAUUACAUUAUAUUAUAUGCAUGAUAAUAUAUGUCAUGAAAGUUGUACGAACGUAAAGCUUACUGUUUUAUGAUUUGAAUUGAUAUUCUAAAGAUAAAUAUUAGUCAUAAAAUCCUUUACAUCACUCCUUCUUAAUUAAAGUAUAGAAUCCUAAUUAAUAUUCAGUCUGAUUAAAGGGUUAAAUCUGGGCUUGAUUCUGUGGGAGGUCACAUUACAAACUAAAAAUAAAAUCAUUUUAUUUGGAAUAUUCUGUGGAUUUGUUAUUUCUUUAUUAUCUAAGUUAACAGAUAGUUCUUACUUUCUUUUCUGUUAACAAUUAUUAAAA
Cololabis saira (Pacific saury) is the source of this 3112-nucleotide messenger RNA. RefSeq lists its product as uncharacterized. NCBI's taxonomy places the organism in Eukaryota, Metazoa, Chordata, Actinopteri, Beloniformes, Belonidae. Bases 43 to 2442 code for a protein of 799 amino acids. The transcript is spliced from 19 exons. The record is from RefSeq and is a predicted model, not a curated record.